Messenger RNA from Fragaria vesca subsp. vesca, 1553 nucleotides. RefSeq names its product deacetoxyvindoline 4-hydroxylase-like. The transcript is spliced from 3 exons. Bases 228 to 1313 code for a protein of 361 amino acids. NCBI's taxonomy places the organism in Eukaryota, Viridiplantae, Streptophyta, Magnoliopsida, Rosales, Rosaceae. The record is from RefSeq and is a predicted model, not a curated record.
AUCAUUACCAUAUUGGUACUUUGUAAUUCCUUAUAUAAAGGGCUCCUAUCAAUAAAUAAGACGAUGAUUUCUCUAUUCUCUUGUUAUCUCUUUUUCUCUACAUUUUACCCUUCGUCACAAGCUACAAUAGUCUGAGCACAUCAGCAGGAGUUGACAUUCAGACCAAAAUCCACAAACGGAAUUUGCUAAGUCUGAGUGACUUGAGUCAUCUACCAGAUUUCAUUAAAAUGGCCACCGGGAAGUCAAGCGAGCCAGACAAAGACCGAAUGCAGCAGCUGAAGGCCUUCGACGAAACCAAAGCUGGUGUCAAAGGGAUAGUCGAUGCUGGAAUCACCAAACUCCCACCAAUAUUCGUGCGUCCAAAAAAGGAUCCCUCCGUCGUCGGCGACAGUACGGUUUCAAAUCAUUUCAAUAUCCCAGAGGUGGAUCUAGCUGAAUAUAAUGGGAGGCGUGCUGAGGUGAUUGACCAAGUCCGGAGGGCCGCAGAGAGCUAUGGGUUCUUCCAGGUGGUAAACCAUGAGAUGCCCCAGAGAGUGAUGGAGGAGAUGAUGGAGGCGGCGCGUGUAUUUCACGAGCUGCCGAGGGAGGAGAAGGCGGAGUACUAUAGUAGGGAGAUGGCGACCAAGGUCAGAUACUUCUCUGGCAGUACCAUGUAUCGCUGGAUGUUUGUUGAUUGGAAGGACAGUUUGCUGUGUGACAUGAGCGACGAGCAGUUCGAUCCUCAACAAAUUCCUCUCGUUUGCAGAGAAUUAACUAUGGCGUACUCUAGGCACGUCCACAAGUUAGGGGUCAUUUUGUUUGAAUUUCUAUCUGAAGCGCUUGGCCUCAAACCUGAUCACCUUAUAAACCUGGAUAUCGCAAAGGGGCUUACGAUUUUGAGUCAUUACUAUCCAUCAUGCCCAGAGCCUGAACUAGCUUUUGGCACUGUCGAACACUCGGAUCCUGAUUUUAUGACCAUCCUACUUCAAGACCAAAUUGGUGGACUUCAGGUUUUGUACCAGGACCAGUGGAUUGAUAUUCCUCAUGUAACUGGAGCUCUACUGGUGAAUAUCGGAGAUUUCUUGCAGCUAAUCUCAAACAAUAAGUUCCUAAGCGUCAAUCACAGAGUAUUGACUAAAAAACAAGGUCCAAGAAUUUCUGUGGCAUGUUUUUUCAGACCUUCACUAGAGAAUUGCUCGAGAGUAUAUGGGCCGAUCAAAGAGUUGCUUUCAGAGGAAAAACCUCCAAUUUAUCAGGAAACAACAGUGAAAGAUUAUGUUAUGUGCCACUACAAGAGAUCCGGGCUAGAAGACUUGAAGCUGCAUAUGAAAUAACUGAAGUUGCUCCUUGAGAAUGUAUGGUCUAGUAAAAGUUUAUACAUUAGUUAUAAGUGAUCAAUUCAUCUCUUACUUGUUGAUAAUCUGAAUAUUCUUCAUGCCUUCAUGGUGUUAGUAUUGACGUCAUUUGAUCUUAAGGAUAUCUUAAGGAUCUUAUGAGAAUUUGGUUCGUUUAUUGAAUUCAUCUAGUUUCAUGUCUUACAGAUCGCCAAAUUUGGCUGAAAUUUUGUAUAUAUG